AUUAACCAGUUUAACUUUCAGACAUGCUGCUGGCAUCUGUAUGUGCGGUGCUGUGGGUCAGUUGUUGGGGCUCAACCCUGGCUGAGGACCAGCACAUGACCAACGCUCUGAAGCUGAUGUCUGAAACGCCCCUCAUCGACGGCCACAACGACCUGCCCUGGCAACUGCGAAUGCAGUUCAACAACGAGCUCAACAAAGUGAAUCUCAACACACUCAACACAACACACACCAACAUCCCUAAGAUCGAGGAGGGACGUCUGGGAGCUCAGUUCUGGGCAGCCUUUGUUCACUGUGACACUCAGUACAAAGACGCCGUGCGACAGACCCUGGAACAGAUCGACGUGAUUCACAGGAUGUGUCAGAAAUACCCCGACACGUUCGUUCUGGCCACCAGCAGCCGAGACAUCACGGAGGCCUUCGGAGCCAACAGGACGGCCAGUCUGAUCGGGGUGGAGGGGGGGCACUCCCUGGACAGCAGCCUGGGCACCCUGCGCACCAUGUACCGGCUGGGGGUUCGCUACCUCACGCUCACGCACUCCUGCAGCACCCCCUGGGUCGAUAACUGGCUUGUUGACACUGGAUCGGAGCCAGCUCGACACAAUGGCCUGUCUCCGUUUGGAAAGCAAGUGGUUGUGGAGAUGAACCGCCUGGGGAUGAUGAUCGACCUCUCGCACGUCUCCGUAGCGGUGAUGGAACAGGUGCUGGAUAUGUCGAAAGCCCCUGUCAUCUUCAGCCACUCCUCCGCCUACAGCAUCUGUCCACACAGGAGGAACGUCCCCGAUGAAGUUCUACGCACAGUUAAAGAAAAGAGAGGAAUUGUCAUGGUGAACUUCUUCAAUGACUUUGUGACCUGUAGCAAGAACGCUAAACUCUCAGACGUUGCUGAUCACUUUGACCAUAUAAAGAAAGUGGCCGGGGCAGAAAGCGUCGGCUUUGGAGGCGAUUAUGAUGGAGUUCCCAGGACGCCCGAGGGUUUGGAGGACGUGUCCAAGGUUCCCAACCUGGUGGCAGAGCUGCUGAGGAGAGGAUGGAGCGAUGAGGAGGUCAAAGGUGCUCUGGCAAACAACCUGCUCCGCGUCAUGAGAGAGGUCGAGAGGGUUCGUGACGGCCUGAACGGCACAACCCCAGACGACGUUCCCAUUCCGUUGGAGGAGGUGAAGGGCCCGUGCAGGACGAGCUACGGUUACCCCAGCGCCGGAGCCGGAGCCAGGCCCUCGCUCAGCGCGCUGGGCCUCGUGCUCACAGCGGCUCUGCAGGCUGGCGUCACGCGGCGCGUCAGUCUGUAGGAGGUCCGCGAACGCUGCGGACUCAUCAACCUGUAUUAAAACACUUAUUUAAAGGGCCUCCUGGUAGUUGUACUGACUUACUGCAAGUUAACUUUAGUAAACCAAACAAUGAGGCACAAUAUAAAAAAAUAAGUCAACCCACGUUUUGUUUACCUGAGUUUUAGCGUUGUCCUGUGUCAUGACCAGGACAAACGUAUCUCAGCAUCAGGACGCCCGCAUUUCUAGUCGGCGUGCUCCCUCUAGUGUCCAGAGAGGGUACUACUGCAUGAGGUGACUGGUUUAUGUGCAGCACAACUAUCAUUUACUUUUAUUUCCAUUAAUGGUUGCUUAAUGUUUGAGACAAAUCAAAAGAUAUACAGUAUGUUAGUUUUAUGGUUUUUGACUUAAUAUUUUGUUUUAGGCACACGAACACAUUGUUUGACAUUUGCCAAACAAAGCAAUUAUAGACACCAUCUGGAUAACCUUCACUGAAUACAA
Betta splendens (Siamese fighting fish) is the source of this 1763-nucleotide messenger RNA. RefSeq names its product dipeptidase 1 (gene dpep1). The transcript is spliced from 10 exons. Bases 24 to 1286 code for a protein of 420 amino acids. The record is from RefSeq and is a predicted model, not a curated record. Gene Ontology annotation, molecular function: metallodipeptidase activity. Lineage: Eukaryota; Metazoa; Chordata; Actinopteri; Anabantiformes; Osphronemidae. Gene Ontology annotation, biological process: proteolysis.